GAGAGAGAGAGAGCUGUGUGGGGAGGAGGAAGUCCAACGCCUCAGGACUUCUCGUGAAAGCACUCCAGACGUCCCUUAUGAGAGGAGGCAGAGGACCCUCGCCACCAGAGGAGGAAGGAGUCCGAGGCAGCCAGGAGGUGUAGAGGAGGUGGAGUCUCCUGCGUUUAUAUGCAAGUUGGCGAGACGAGAGAGAGAGAGACCCUCGUCUCUGCGGGUCAGCCGAUGACAGAAGAUGAAGAGCCAAAUCACCAACGCCAUCACCGACUUCUUCUUCGAGUACGAGACCCCGCGCCAGGUGUUGGUCAGGAACCGCAGGGUGGGAGUGGUGUGCCGUCUGAUCCAGCUGGGGGUCCUGGCGUACAUUAUUGGGUGGGUUUUCAUCUACGAGAAGGGCUACCAGUCCACGGACACGGCGGUCAGCUCCGUCUUCACCAAAAUGAAAGGCGUGGGCUACACGGAGGUGAACGGAGUCGAGAGAGUCUGGGAUGUGGCCGACUACGUCUUCCCUCCGCAGGGAGACUCUUCUUUCGUGGUGAUGACAAACUACAUCAUAACCGAAGGUCAGAGUAUGGGAAAAUGUCCAGAGCUCAAAGGCAAGCACAACUGCAGCUCAGAUGCCGACUGUGAAGGAGGGAGUUUCAAACGUACGGGACAUGGGCAAAUGACGGGAGUCUGUGUGAAUACCACAAAGACCUGCGAGGUGUUGGCUUGGUGCCCCGUUGAAAAUGAUCACAACAUACCAGAUCCUCCGCUGUUGAUGUCUGCAGAGAACUACACUCUGUUCAUCAAAAACUCUGUAACUUUCCCCCUAUUUGGUGUCGCAAGGAGUAACCUGGUGGAGGGUAUUGAUGCUGCAUACAUCAGCAAAUGCCUCCAUGAUCCAAAGGAUGCUCCACUCUGUCCUAUAUUCCGACUGGGAGACAUAGUUAAAGAAUCUGGCUUCAAUUUUGAAACAAUAGCCCAAGUGGGAGGGGCCAUUGGCAUUGUAGUCGACUGGACAUGUAACUUCGACGUGGAUGUAAAACACUGUAAACCAAAGUACAACUUCCAUGGUCUGUACGGAAACCCUGCGGAGACAGACAAAGCCAGAGCAUCGGUGGGCUACAACUUCAGGUACGCAAAGCAUUAUUUUGAUGACAACGUUCAGAAAAGAACCCUUCUCAAAGUGUUUGGGAUCAGAUUCGAUAUCAUUGUGCAAUCCCUGGCAAGAAAGUUCAACAUCAUCCCAACGUUGACGGCCAUAGGCUCUGGAGUGGGCAUUUUUGGAGUGGCCACUGUAGUAUGUGACUUGAUGAUGCUCUAUUUGCUGCCAAAAAGAGAAUUUUACAAGAACAUGAAAUUCAAACAUACAGAUACACAUCAACAGCAUGACAGCGAGUCGCUCCGUUUAGACACAAGCGUCUAUUACACCCUUGAAGCCAAUGCAAGACAAGUCCAAGGCACUGACCAGUCCAACGAUCCCGAUUCAGAGGCCGGUAGCAUAGAGACGGAUGGAUCUAAAAAGUGACCUGGGGGGCGAACUUUCGAGCCGAUGGCCAUACCGCUUUUCGACGUGUGCUGCACUGGAACCCUGCACUAGUCCCUGCAAGACAACAUGCGUUGACACACUACAGAUGUGCUGGAACGAAAGGGACAAGGUCGACUGACAUCGCUCCGUGUGCCCUCUCAUUUGUUUCUGAUCUCCUGCAGCAUCUUCCACCAACAUGCUCCCACUCUCAAAGCCUCCCUGAAGGACUUAAGACUCUCACUAUUGGUGUGUGUGUGUGUGUGUGUGUGUGUACUUUUUGAGGCGUGGCUCGGUUUGCUUUAGUCCAUACACUGGGCGUAACCUGCACCCUGUUUACUGUCUCCGCGUCCGUACAGGCGCUAUAAGAAGUUUUCUGACGCUCCAGUGAUCCCGUGUGUACACAAAUCACCCUUAAGUCAUCCAUUACCUCUGUCACCGCCUGCGUCACAGCAGGACAUGAGCACGCGACAUGCGGAUGUGCCACCAUCAGAGUGAUUCAUCCCCAUGUGUGCACCUUGUGAUUGACAGCUGAAUUCAAUAAAAAGAUGUACAAUGAU
This is a messenger RNA of Scophthalmus maximus (turbot), 2064 nucleotides long. RefSeq names its product purinergic receptor P2X, ligand-gated ion channel, 1 (gene p2rx1). Gene Ontology annotation, molecular function: ATP binding; purinergic nucleotide receptor activity; extracellularly ATP-gated monoatomic cation channel activity. The transcript has 14 exons. Bases 233 to 1507 code for a protein of 424 amino acids. Lineage: Eukaryota; Metazoa; Chordata; Actinopteri; Pleuronectiformes; Scophthalmidae. The record is from RefSeq and is a predicted model, not a curated record. Gene Ontology annotation, biological process: response to ATP; monoatomic cation transmembrane transport. Gene Ontology annotation, cellular component: nuclear inner membrane; plasma membrane.